This is a messenger RNA of Drosophila bipectinata, 760 nucleotides long. RefSeq lists its product as uncharacterized. NCBI's taxonomy places the organism in Eukaryota, Metazoa, Arthropoda, Insecta, Diptera, Drosophilidae. The record is from RefSeq and is a predicted model, not a curated record.
CUGAAGUUUCAUAAUCACAGACGCUUAGAUAUUUACACAACACGAGAAAACAAAAUUUUGAAGUGAAAUGUGGAUAUACCUAAUUCUUUUCUGGCUGUUAGGACCAGGCAUACUGGGAAGGUGCAUCGACUGCAACAAGAGAUGGCACCAUCACUGCAAAUCGAAGUUCACAGGAUACUAUUGCGCUGGAAACAGGAGCAUCGUCAGCACAGAAUAUCUCACUAACAGUGAAUAUGCGACCAGUACAUCGGAUCCUGUGAUGCCGUUUGACGUGUGCACACCGUACCCCUACGUGCUACACUAUGCCGAGAGUUACUGCUGCAUGUACUCGCCCAAUCUGGGGUGUCACGUGGCCUUGCACCCACAUGUUUACAAAUACGAAAAGACCCCGGGUACCUAUUGCGACAAGUGCCAGCGGCACUGCCUUUGUGAUGAAUUCGGAGCGGCACCCAGACUCGGGUCCUGGGCGGCGGUUCGUCUUUUAGGGAUAGUCGCUCUGCUGAGCACCUUUUUGUCUUCGUUGCUGGAACCGACGAUGGUACUGAGUUACUGAGACAGAGCCGACUGUCUCGAAAACGACGUUGGAUAAACCGACGCAAAGGACAUUUGGAAGGAUAUGCUGAAGUAUGUCCAUGCCUGGUCACACAGCCAAGGAUUCAUUCAAAAAUUGUAGUGUAUUGAAGGCGUGGAGUAAAGCAAUUGAUAAUGGAGCACCUUGUUAAAGCCAAGUACCUGGUAUCUAUGUUUUCCUCUAUUGAAA